Molecule: messenger RNA, 1652 nt
Organism: Microplitis demolitor
Lineage: Eukaryota; Metazoa; Arthropoda; Insecta; Hymenoptera; Braconidae
Gene: Vps28
Product: vacuolar protein sorting-associated protein 28 homolog
Exons: 3
Coding region: 156-794 (212 amino acids)
Biological process (GO): protein transport to vacuole involved in ubiquitin-dependent protein catabolic process via the multivesicular body sorting pathway
Cellular component (GO): ESCRT I complex
Molecular function (GO): protein-containing complex binding
Source: RefSeq, a predicted model, not a curated record
AGCUGAUCGAGGUUAUAUUAAAAUUUUCUAGCGAUCCAAACCCACAAAAUAAGUUUAAUCAGUGUUUAAUACCCACAAGUUAUUUCAUAAAUAAUACAAGAUAAUUUUUAUUUAUUUUUAAAUUUUAAUAAUUUCUUUAUUAAAACUAAGAAACAAUGUCGAUAGCACAGGAUCGUCCAGAAUUAUAUGAAGAAGUUAAAUUAUAUAAAAAUGCACGUGAACGAGAAAAGUAUGACAAUCAAGCUGAUUUGUACGCAGUUGUAAACACGUUACAAAAUUUAGAAAAAGCUUAUAUACGUGAUUGUGUUACUCCUAAAGAAUAUACAGCAGCUUGUAGCAAAUUAUUGGUGCAAUAUCGGGCUGCAUUCAAGCAGGUCCAAAGUGAUCAAUUUCCAACAAUAGAUGUGUUCGCUAAAACAUAUCGCCUUGAUUGUCCAGCAGCACUUGAGCGAAUAAAGGAAGACAGGCCAAUAACAAUAAAAGAUGACAAAGGAAAUACAUCAAAAUGUAUUGCUGAUAUUGUAUCUUUAUUUAUUACUCUGAUGGAUAAAUUGCGUUUAGAUAUUAAAGCUAUGGAUGAACUACAUCCUGAUCUGCGUGACCUCGUUGAUACUAUGAAUCGCUUGAGUAUAUUACCAAGUGAUUUCGAUGGUAGACAGAGAGUUGCCGAUUGGUUGCAAACAUUGAAUAAUAUGUCUGCUUCCGAUGAAUUGUCUGAGACACAAGUCAGACAAUUAAUUUUUGAUCUUGAAACCUCGUACAAUGCAUUCACCAAGGUCUUACAUAAUUCUUAAGUUAAAAAAUAUUAAUUUUAUAUUAAAAAAUUAUAUUUUUAAUCGACAUAAUACUUUGUUCUGUAAUUUACGAUUACUACACGUUAAGAUAUUGAAAUAUAACAAUAAUUAUUAUGACGUAAUCAGUUUUAAUUUUAUAUUGUAUCAUUUUUAUUUUAGUCAACUGCUUAAAAAAUUAUUUUAAAGCUCGAUUAAAUAUAUUUAUUAUGGGUGUGUUAAUCGUGUUCAAAUCGAAUCGAAUAUAACUAUUCGAUUCGAAAUGCGAGUCAAAUAUUCCGAAUUUUCCAAUAAUUCGUAACUUCAAAUUACUCGAUUCGAACGAGAAAUUUUGAGCAGCUUUCAAAUAUCCAAUUUUAAUGUAAAUGAGAGCUUAGUUUUUUAUAGUAACUGAAAGUAAUUAUUUCAUAGAUUAUUGGCUGAGUUCUAUUGAUCUCUGAAAAAAUUUGAAUUAUUAGAAAAAAAUUUUAUAAUUUUAAGCCGUUUAAAAGAAAAUUUUCUAAUUAUUCGAUUCGAAGUUUCAGAUUCGAAGAAUCAGAUAUUUCGAUUCAAUUCGAUACGAAUAAUUCGUAACUUCAAACUAUUCGCACACACCUGAUAUUUAUUAAUUGGUAAUUUUUAUUUGCCGCUAAUAAAUUUUUUUAAUAAGAAGGAGACAUUUUUUUAAAAAUAUUUAAAUGAUACAAUUGGAUGCUAAUAAAUCGAACUUCAUGUAUCUGAUAGUCAACUCAACUUUUAAAUCAUCCAAUUAAGUAAAUACGCUCUCGCUUUUAUUGAACUUAUAAAAUUUAUUAUUAAUAAAUAAUAUAAAUCAGCUUUAAGAUUCUAAGAAUAUGCACUUACUUAUAUUUUUAUGACUAA